This is a messenger RNA of Dendronephthya gigantea, 1098 nucleotides long. Its product is annotated as ras-related protein Rab-10-like. Lineage: Eukaryota; Metazoa; Cnidaria; Anthozoa; Malacalcyonacea; Nephtheidae. The transcript is spliced from 3 exons. Gene Ontology annotation, molecular function: GTPase activity; GTP binding. Bases 111 to 737 code for a protein of 208 amino acids. The record is from RefSeq and is a predicted model, not a curated record.
ACGACAUCCGCCAUCUUGUAAAACUAAACCACAAAUCGUCAAAUAUGAAACUGAGAAUGAUGUAUCACAUUUUCCUCUGGUUGUAACCUUCACAUUUACAAGAUCUAUGCAUGGCGCAAAGCGACUUCGACUUGUUUUUCAAAUUUCUACUCAUUGGGGACAGCGGCGUUGGAAAAACCUGCAUUUUGUUUAGAUUCGCUGACGAUGCCUUUAACCCUAACUUCAUACACACAAUCGGAAUUGAUUUCAAGAUAAAAACGUUGAAAAUAGGUGAAAAAAGAAUCAAGCUACAAAUAUGGGACACAGCCGGACAAGAGAGAUUUCAUACAAUCACAACAGCUUACUACAGAGGUGCAAUGGGGAUUGUUCUUGUUUAUGACAUAACAAGUGAGACCUCAUUUAGAAAUAUAACAAAAUGGUUUAGAAGAAUUGAGGAGAAUGCCAAUGAAGAUGUACAGAAGUUGAUAAUUGGAAACAAAUGCGAUCUGGAGAGCAAAAGAGAAGUCAGCAAGGAAAGUGCAGAACAAUUUUCUCGCAGGCAUGAUGUGAAAGUGAUGGAAUGCAGUGCAAAACAAAAUAUAAACAUAGACAAGGCAUUUCAAACUAUUACAGAGGAUAUCCUGAAUAAAGUUUGUCCACCUCAGGAAAAGGAAGAACAGUCAGUUGCAAAGAAGAAGAAAAAGAAUAAAAACGUAAAAUUAAACAAACAGAAUAACAAUGGUGGUGGCUGUUGUUGAUUAUGAAUGAUAAAUUAGGACAAUGAUGGGCAUUAUAGGGUGUUACCAGUUGGUUUGAAAGAGUUGAUGUAUAAUUUAUAUAUUUGUUUUCAAUCCUCACACCCUAAAUAUCAACAAUGAGGUGUAAUAACUUUGUUCUAAUAUUAACAAAGAUAAAUUAUGUAUUUUUAUUAUCACACCAGCUAUUACAAGGGCUGAAUUUACCACAGAUAUUCAUUUGACACUUUUUAGUUCUAAUAUAUAACAUUCAACUUUAUUGUUGUAACAAUAAUUAAUGCGUAUAUUGUAGGUAGUGGGUUGUUUAAAACCUUGAAUUAUAUUUUGAUAUGUUUAUUUUUAUUAAAAAUUGUAUAUAGUAACG